UCGGGUGCACUUCCGGCGUGCGUACGCCUCCUCGGGCGCUCUCUUGUUAAUGGCGGGCGGUGGCUGCUGAGUGGGACGCAGAUAACCGCUGCCCGCACAGGGAAGGUCUCCCUGCUUCCCCCUUUCCGCUCGCCGCUAGUGCCUGAGCUCGCCAGCAUGUCUGUGGUGCCGCCCAAUCGCUCGCAGACCGGCUGGCCCCGCGGGGUCAACCAGUUUGGCAACAAGUACAUCCAGCAGACCAAGCCCCUCACCCUGGAGCGCACCAUCAACCUGUACCCUCUUACCAAUUACACUUUUGGUACAAAAGAGCCCCUCUAUGAGAAGGACAGCUCUGUUGCAGCCAGAUUUCAGCGCAUGAGGGAGGAAUUUGAUAAAAUUGGCAUGAGGAGGACUGUAGAAGGGGUUUUGAUUGUCCAUGAGCACCGGCUACCCCAUGUGUUACUGCUACAGCUGGGAACAACUUUCUUCAAACUACCUGGUGGUGAGCUUAACCCAGGAGAAGAUGAAGUUGAAGGACUAAAACGCUUAAUGACAGAGAUAUUGGGUCGUCAAGAUGGAGUCCUGCAAGACUGGGUCAUUGAUGACUGCAUUGGUAACUGGUGGAGACCAAAUUUUGAACCUCCUCAGUAUCCAUAUAUUCCUGCACAUAUUACAAAACCUAAGGAACAUAAGAAGUUGUUUUUGGUUCAACUUCAAGAGAAAGCCUUAUUUGCAGUCCCUAAAAAUUAUAAGCUGGUGGCUGCACCACUGUUUGAACUGUAUGACAAUGCACCUGGAUAUGGACCAAUCAUUUCUAGUCUCCCUCAGCUUUUGAGCAGGUUCAAUUUUAUAUACAACUGAAUUCCUGUGCAGCAGAGAAGAGAAGCCAAGCCGUCUCUGUGAGCACAGCUAUACACAGUGUAGAAUGAACAUGCUAGAAAAGUUUUUUUGGUUUUAUCUCUUCCCCAGUCCCUAAAUUACCACCUACUUUCUGUUGUUUGAAUAGUACAGUUAAUAUGAAAAACUAGAUUGUGGUGUAAACAAAUGUGAUAAUGCUUAAUUUACUUUUGGUUCUACUCAUGCUUUUUUGUACAACAUUAAAGAAAGUGGACUUCUUUCCAUU
Messenger RNA from Hippopotamus amphibius kiboko, 1102 nucleotides. It is a transcript of the gene NUDT21, whose product is annotated as nudix hydrolase 21. The record is from RefSeq and is a predicted model, not a curated record. Gene Ontology annotation, cellular component: mRNA cleavage factor complex. NCBI's taxonomy places the organism in Eukaryota, Metazoa, Chordata, Mammalia, Artiodactyla, Hippopotamidae. The transcript is spliced from 7 exons. Bases 157 to 840 code for a protein of 227 amino acids. Gene Ontology annotation, molecular function: mRNA binding.